Messenger RNA from Epinephelus moara (kelp grouper), 1595 nucleotides. RefSeq names its product N-lysine methyltransferase SMYD2-B-like. Lineage: Eukaryota; Metazoa; Chordata; Actinopteri; Perciformes; Serranidae. The transcript is spliced from 12 exons. Gene Ontology annotation, molecular function: protein binding. The record is from RefSeq and is a predicted model, not a curated record. Gene Ontology annotation, cellular component: nucleus. Bases 65 to 1363 code for a protein of 432 amino acids.
UUUAUUCCCGGGUCCUUGUGAGUGAAGGGGUCAGUUUGGAGAAAGACAAGCCGAGGGAGGCACCAUGACGGGCAGCAUCGAGGGACUGGAGAGGUUUGAUAGUCCUGGUAAAGGGCGAGGUCUCCGUGUUACCAAACCCUUUAAAGUUGGAGAGCUGCUGUUUUCCAGUCCGGCGUACUCUUUUGUGUUGUCAGCAAAGGAGAGAGGCUAUUACUGUGAGUUCUGCUUCACCAGGAAAGAGGGUUUGGCAAGAUGUGGGAAAUGCAAGAAUGCCUUCUACUGCAACGUGAAAUGCCAGAAAGGGGACUGGGCCAUGCACAAGCUGGAGUGCUCUGCCAUGACUGCAUUCGGAAAGAACUGGUGCCCGUCAGAGAUGUCUCGCCUGGUGGCUCGGAUCCUCGCCAAGAAGAAAACACAGAAAGAAAGAUGUGUGUCUGAGAGGAUCUUGCUCAUAGACGAGAUCCAAUCACACAUAGAGGACAUUGAUAAUGACAAAAGGGAAAUGAAUGAGGCAGAAGUUGCCGGACUGCAUCGUUUUUUCUCCAAAAAUUUGGAGUUGCCCGACCACAAAGACCUUCUCACACUCUACUCCCAGGUUGCCUGUAAUGGUUUCACUAUAGAAGAUGAUGAACUGUCUCACAUGGGUACUGCAGUCUACCCAGACAUUGCACUAAUAAACCACAGCUGUCAACCCAGCGUCAUAGUCACAUAUAAAGGGACGUCGGCUGAGGUUCGGGCGGUGCAGGACAUGAAGCCUGGAGAUGAAGUGCUCAUCAGCUACAUAGACCUCCUCUAUCCAACAGACGAGCGCAACAACAUGCUGAGAGAGUCCUAUUACUUCAUCUGUGAGUGCCAGGAGUGUAAAACCAGGUCCAAGGACAAGGCAAAGUUGAAAGUACAUAAGCGGAUCGAUCCCAUCGAGCCAGACGUCAUCAGCAACAUGGUGCGCUACGCCAGGAAAACCAUGAGAGAGUUCCGAGCCCUUAAACACAUGAAGACCCCUAGUGAGUUGCUGGAGAUGUGUGAACAGAGCCUGGAGGAGAUGGGAGCCGUCUUUGAUGACGCCAACGUCUACAUGCUCCACAUGAUGUACCAGGCCAUGGGGGUCUGUCUCUACAUGGAGGAUCCAGACAGAGCUAUCAGAUACGGCGAGAAGAUCCUCAAACAUUACAGCAAGUUGUAUCCACCCUACUCUCUGAAUGUGUCCUCCAUGUACCUGAAGCUGGGCAGGCUGUACAUGGGCUUAGACAGGCACUCCGAGGGCGUCAGCGCUCUGAAGAAGGCACUGGCCAUAAUGGAGGUGGCUCAUGGGAAGGAUCACUUCUACUUGACAGAACUGCGCAAAGAGAUGGCACAAAAAUGAAGAGGAUGGGAAAAAUGCACUUUCCAGUCAUUUUGUUAGUGAAGCAAACAUAGAGAGCACUCAUGUUUUUAUGCAAAGUUAUAUGCAGUCAGAAUAAUUGUGAGUUUUGGAAAAUGAACUUUACAUGUUAGUGUUAUGUAUGAAAGAACCUUGUAGUUUGUUUAGUGCAGGAUGAUUUUGUACGAAGCAUGCUUUUAAUGUUUAAGUUAUAAAAUCCUACAAUGUGAACACU